CUUUCCCAAAUUGGUUAGGAAAUUUGGAUCAACUACAAGUUCUUAUCUUGAGAUCUAACAUAUUUUAUGGCCAAGUGGAUACUAGGAGUUACUUUUUCCUUCACUCGUUUGCGUGUCAUUGAUCUUUCUCGAAAUAACUUCACUGGCUAUUUACCUAUGAAGUUUUUUGAAAAUUUACAUGCCAUUAGGAAAGGGAAUGAAAACAAAGAUAAACCAGUAUACAUGACAUAUGCAUCAGUUUAUGGACUGGUGUAUUAUGCGCAAGAUAUAUCUUUUGCUGCAAAGGGGUUCGAAGCACAGUUUGAGUACCUAUUAACCAUCUGGAUGGCAGUAGACUUCUCCAGCAACCAAUUCAUGGGAGAAAUUCCUAAAACAUUUGGAGAGCUGCAUUCACUAAUUGUCCUAAACCUCUCUCAUAACUGUUUAACAGGUCCUAUCCCAUCAUCAUUUGGUGAUUUGUCAGAACUUGAAUCAUUAGAUCUCUCAUCAAACAAGCUCACUGGAAGAAUUCCAAUAGAGCUAAACAAUCUUGGGUUCUUAGCAGUGUUGAACCUUUCUUGGAAUAAUCUCGUGGGAGUCAUUCCUCAAGGCAAACAAUUUGAACCUUUCUUGGAAUAA
Hibiscus syriacus is the source of this 618-nucleotide messenger RNA. RefSeq names its product receptor-like protein 43. NCBI's taxonomy places the organism in Eukaryota, Viridiplantae, Streptophyta, Magnoliopsida, Malvales, Malvaceae. Bases 67 to 618 code for a protein of 183 amino acids. Gene Ontology annotation, molecular function: protein binding. The transcript has 2 exons. The record is from RefSeq and is a predicted model, not a curated record.